Messenger RNA from Schizophyllum commune H4-8, 1710 nucleotides. RefSeq names its product acyl-CoA dehydrogenase NM domain-like protein. The transcript has 15 exons. The record is from RefSeq and is a predicted model, not a curated record. NCBI's taxonomy places the organism in Eukaryota, Fungi, Basidiomycota, Agaricomycetes, Agaricales, Schizophyllaceae. Gene Ontology annotation, molecular function: flavin adenine dinucleotide binding; heme binding; acyl-CoA dehydrogenase activity. Bases 40 to 1599 code for a protein of 519 amino acids.
GUACUGUUCCCCCUUGCUCCUGAACCUCAUCUACUUGCCAUGGCUACCAAGGAGCUUAAGACUCUGACGCGCGAGGAGGUCGCGAAGCACAAUAAGGAGGGAGAUCUCUGGCUAGCCAUCGACGGCAAGGUCUACGAUGUCAGCAGAUUCAUGGGCAUGCACCCCGGUGGCGCCUCCGUCCUCCUCGACCCGGAAGUCGCCGGGCAAGACGCGACGGAAGCUUUCUACUCCCUCCACCGACACGAAGUGCUCCUCCGCCCCCAGUACCAGCGCCUGCAGAUCGGCGUGAUCGAGGGCGAGCGGAGCGUGAUCACUAGUCGUGUGCCGGGCGAGCUGAGCAAGGUCCCAUAUGCGGAGCCGACGUGGUUGUCGGCGGGGUAUCAUAGCCCGUACUACAGCGAGAACCACCGGAAGUUCCAGAAGGCGGUCCGCAAGUUCUUCGACGAGGUCGUGCAGCCGGAUGCGAAUGCAAGAGAAGCGGAUGGCAAGCGCCCGAGCCAGAGUGUGAUCGACGAGAUGGCCAAGCUCGGCUUGAUACACAUGCGCAUGGGUCCCGGCAAGCAUCUGAAGGGUCAGACCCUCAUGGGUGGCAUCGUGAAGCCGGAGGAAUUCGACUACUUCCACGAGCUUAUCAUCACACAAGAGUUUGCGCGCGUUGGGCAGCGUGGAUAUGGCGAUGGUCUCCUUGCCGGAACCGUCAUCGGCCUCCCGCCAGUGUUGAACUUCGGGUCCCCGGAGCUGCAGGCGAAGGUUGUUCCUGAGGUCUUGUCGGGGAAGAAGCCAAUAUGUCUCGCAAUCUCCGAGGCGUUCGCGGGAUCGGAUGUACAAGGCUUGCGCACCACGGCGACGAAGACCGAGGACGGCAAGCACUGGGUCAUCAACGGCACGAAGAAGUGGAUCACGAACGGCACCUUCUCGCACUACUUCACCGUCGGGUGCAAGACCGAGGACGGCUUCACGGUCAUCCUCGUCGAGCGCGGCGAGGGCGUGGAGACGAAGUCGAUCAAGACUAGUUAUUCCCCCACCGCCGGCACCGCGUACAUCACCUUCGAGAACGUGAAGGUCCCCGUGGAGAACACGCUCGGGCCCGAGGGCGGCGGCGUGUUCGUAAUGCUGAGCAACUUCAAUCACGAGCGCUGGGUGAUGAUCUGCUCGUCGGCGCGCUCGCAUCGGUUGGUGGUGGAGGAGUGUUUGAAAUGGACCAACCAGCGCAAAGCUUUUGGCAAGCCCCUGCACUCGCAGGCGGUCAUUCGCGCGAAGCUUGCGUCCAUGAUCGCGCGCGCGGAGAGCGUGCAGAACUGGCUGGAGAAUAUCACCUACCAGAUGAACAACAUGUCCUACAAGCAGCAGGCGUCGAAGCUCGCGGGGCAAAUAGGCUUGCUGAAGAUGUACGCGACGCGGACGGCGCAGCUGACGGCAACGGAUGCGGUGCAGAUCUUUGGUGGCCGCGGUGUCACGCAAUCUGGUAUGGGCUCUGCGAUCGAGCACUACCACCGCACGGUGCCCUUCGACUCCAUCCUCGGCGGAGCGGAGGACGUGUUGGGCGACUUGGGCGUGCGGCAGGCAAUUCGGCAAAUGCCGAAGGACGCCCGGCUUUAGGGUCGGUGGCUGUAUACCCACGAACUUGUACUUCAGUCUUCAGUACACUUUGUACCACUACUCUUGCAUCUAUACGGAACGUAUCCUUAUUUUCUUCAUAUCUUACUGGGG